CCUGGUGGCGUUCUGGUUGGUCAAGAGAAUGUGACUGCACAUGCCCAUGACGGUUUUCAGCGUUUUGACAAGACGGGUAUUUAGACCUAUAUUCUCAGAUGUAACGCUGACUCUUGAUGUAUCGACACUUCAACCUGGAGAAAAUGUGAAUGACGUACUUAAUGGCUACCGUUUGGAGAAGGCAAAAGGCAAAUGCUAUGAAUUCAAAGGCUCAUAUGAAGAAGUAGAAGAUGUUUUUUGGAAGUUAUCCGUCUUAAAGAGAUCUCCUGGUCCUGACGUCAAAUAUCAGACCCAAGACCACCAAGAUCACAGCUCUACCCAAAAGAUGGAACCUGUGGAGGUGGUUGCGACUGUAAUAGACUACAUUUAUCAAAAGUAUAAACAAGAACUUGAUAGAGCUGUUGGGAGUGAUGUAUGUCUGAAACUGAACAAUGCCCGUGAUCAAGCCAAUUUCCUUCCUUUGAGCCCCAGCCCAGAAGCGACUCGACGUUGUCUUUUUGCCAGGGAGAGAUUUAUCACUUUCUAUCAGAAGAUUGCAACCGACUUGAAAGAAAGGACAUUCAACGUCAGUCCAACAUUGAUGGUGACCAAACUCAACCACCUAGAACGUGAAUUUCCAAAGCUCAAGAUAAGUAGUGAUUCGGGCAGAUAUAGUUCAAGCCAAGUUUCAGUGACAGGCAGCUUUGCAGACACGUUGAGAUUCGAGGAUUUUUUGAAGAACGGAGGGAAGACAUCUCACUGGCCUACUAAGCAACACAGACAGCAUUCACCGACUACUGUCGAUGGUGCCUCUGGGUUCUCCACGACAAAGAAUCAACAGGAGCAAGAAAAAGAGGAUUGUCCGAUUUGUCUGGAUACAAUAAAACAGUCAGAGAAGAAGACUUUGCCUAAGUGUAAGCACUCGUUUUGUGAAGACUGUUUAAGCAGGGCCUUUGAGGCAAAGCCUGCAUGCCCGGUUUGUGGAACACUCUACGGUAGCCUGAGGGGUACACAGCCAGAUGGUGGCGAGAUGACGCACUCAAUGGUCAAAGCACCUUUACCAGGAUAUGAGAAUUAUGGGUCAAUUGUGAUUCGAUACUACAUUCCAGAUGGAAUUCAAGGGGAGGAGCACCCCAAUCCUGGUAAGCCAUAUGAAGGGACGGCCCGCACGGUCUUCCUCCCGGACUGCAGUGUGGGCCGCAGGGUUCUGAAGCUCCUGGAGAGAGCCUUCGAGCAGAGACUCACCUUCACCAUCGGACAGUCCUCCACCACCGGCCGGAGUAACGUGGUCACCUGGAACGACAUCCACCACAAGACCAACCGCACUGGAGGGCCCAGCGGCUAUGGAUACCCUGACCCAGAUUACCUGAACCGUGUGCAGGACGAGCUGAAAGCUAAAGGAAUUUAUUAACCUCUUUGGCGUCUUUCCGAAACGAAGCUCAAGAUGGAAAAAAGGCAUUUUCAGAUGACGCUUAAGUUGAAACAUAUAGUACAAUAAAAGUUUAAAGUGCAUUUUAACACCUUUCAGUAUACAGAAAAUACAUUGUAAAUUAAAAAUGUACAACACUUAGUAAACAAGGUCUUGAUGGCACCUUAUUAUACAGGAAUAGCAAAGUUACCUGUGAAGGCCCAACGUCUGCCAGAAGUCUCAAACUUUUGCCAAAGCGUAUUACCAAUUUCUAUUUUCACUACAAAAGUUAAGUAGUCCAUCUGUCAAACUGGAAGUUCCUGAAAAAACGGUAUUUUUCCUUUAUUUAUAAACACUGCAAAAUGGUUCUGUCUAAACUGUUUGCUACAUAUUUUCCAUGUGAAUCCCUGUGGUCACACCAAGGGUAUAAAUAGUGUAGCUGUUAAGAUUUCAAAUAUAUGUAAAUUUGUUAAAUGUUGUCGGGUUUUGACAAAACGCGUUGGAUUCACGUCUUCAGCUCAAAAGCCAGCUCUGAGACUGAAGUGGGCGGGGCCAGCUCUGAGACUGAAGGGGCGUGGCUGGCCAGGCAGCGGUAUUGCAUUGGUCGUCUUCACCCGGUGGCAGUUUGAUUGCCAAUCACGCGCAGGAUCUCCCUGUAGAUGCAGCCAUCUUGUGUGUUGAUGCUUGUGUCACCAACCUGUCCGUCCUCAUAACUACAGGAAAAAUAACAGGAUUAAUAUCACUGAAAUAUAAAAAAAUGUUUAAAAAAAAGUCUAGAUAUUUCUAGUUAUCAUCUCUAUCCCCAACCCAUUACCCCCUCAUUGGAAUCCACUCAACACCUCAUGAGGAAGGACAACACAAUACAAAGUGUAGAAGGAACUCUUGGCUAAGCAUAAUUCACUGUCUAAUCAAUCAUUUCCACACUGCCAGAGUAGGAAGACAUUAAAAAAGAAACAAUUUCUGUCCUGAAGAAAAAACAGCCAGGCCAGCCAUUUUCAGUUGGCUUAUACAAAUCUGCUGGAAUAAAAAUAUGAUUGCCAUGUGUAAAUGGAAUAUUCUUUCCUUAGAUAUAGAUCCUUGAUGGGAUCAUCCCAGCUAAUAGAAAACAUUCUCACAAUGUUGCUGCAAUGUAGUCCGCAAUGUUACAACAUUCACAAAACAUUUUGUGUUAGCUGGGAUAGCAGAGGUUGCUGGUUGGUAAACAUGUUGUUUGUGUGUGUCAGUAGUUCAGAAGGUGUCAGUACUCACACAAAGAAAAAUCUGGUGCAGACGUGGUCUGUGUUCGGUACCACCCAGAUGUCACCGUGCUUGUGCAGAUCAGGGGAAGUAAUGACUGCAAAAGAGGAAGCGCUUCAGUUUACACCUGUCAGUCUGAACCAUCACACCACAAGCAACGGCACGUACCAUCCCAUAAGGCUAUGCAUUACUGGCCACACAGAUACCUUCCCAUAAGGCCAUGCACUACAGACCACACACGUACCUUCGCAUAAGGCUAUGCACUUCAGGUUCCGACUCUGUAGGAACUGCGGCUGGUGGCCCUUCUUCUGUGACUGCGGACACAAAGCAGACCCAUGCCCAAGAGGCCCGUCACAUUCAGGCUGUAAAAUCAGUGGGUUUCCAACUGACCGCCCUCAAUGCCUGUGUGUCACUACAACAGAAACGGUUAGCCGGCCAAGCUAAAGUUCACCAAGCCAAAAGAAUUAAUGUUCUUAUUCAGCCUUGAGGGGUGACAUCUUCUGUAGUCCUCAAACUUCAGAAAUGAGUACAAUCAUGUUGUUUAACCAUCUUUAAAAAAACAUUUUUUACCUGCAAGCUGAUGUUGGUCUUGUUACUUGCUGCCAUGUCGUCCUUCGAGGAAACUUUCUGCUGCUUUUUAUUCAUCCCUGCAGAAUGAAAAGCACACCUGUAAUUUCUCACUACAAACCUACCUUUUAUUAUUAUUUACAAUAUUAAUUCCUAGUAAUGAUUUUAUUCUUGUAUUCACUGUUGAAUUCACUUAAGGUAAACAGCAUUGUUCCAGUUGAAUCUUUUGUUGUUUAAUGUAUUUUAAAACAAAAGAAUGACUUCAAUCUGUAUCAGAAAAAAUUCCCUCAGUGUUGUAAAUGCUAAAGAUUUUGUGGACAGUAUGAAGCAGACAGUGGCUCUCACCUGAGUAACCAAAGGAAAUGCUUGACAAUGGGCUUAGAUAGAUUCCACUCCCAUAGAUGGCGCCAUGGAGCUGCAGAACAGUAUCAACCAUUAGAAACUGCCAACUUCCUGUCCAACUCGAAUACUCUAGCCCUGUGAUAGUAUCUAUGGUUGUAGUCAGAAACAAAAUGUCCAGUGAUAUGCAACCAAGACAGCUCUGCUCAUUAAUUUAUAUUGAAUAGAGUUGAAGGUAUCAUCAACAUUAUUAUCUGUAACAGAUUAUAUCUUAAUAAUUAAGUAUGAAUUUGCAUGAAGAAGUAGUAGUAUGUGUAGAAAAUUUGGUCGCAGUUUUAAAAGCAACAUGUAGUUCUAAGUUUUUACAGCCUUAAAACACUUCCUUGAAGGUAACAAUUCAGCUUUACUUCAAUAUAGCUACCAGUAUGUGUAUGAACUGUAGUAUGUACCAUGUAUAAUUUUAUCUAGUUUAUUACCUGGAGUCUUGUGUUCGAUGCAACAACCAGUCCAUUCCUCAGGAUGGAGUGCCAAUUCUCUAUGUGAGAACCACUGAGAAGAAAGAUUAAACAAAACAAAAUAAAACUCAUACUCUAACUCUAACAGUCACGGUACUGAAAUGUAAUUUAACCGAAGCCCUCAUAAUGUGUGAGAUGACUGCUGUACUACUUAAAAUAUACUAAAUGUAUUACUGUGGAAAUGUGAUUCUGUAAUGAAUAUUUACCUUAUUUAGGAAAUAUAUUUGUUGCAUGACGAAUAAACAGAAUAUGU
This is a messenger RNA of Conger conger (European conger), 4297 nucleotides long. RefSeq lists its product as uncharacterized. NCBI's taxonomy places the organism in Eukaryota, Metazoa, Chordata, Actinopteri, Anguilliformes, Congridae. The record is from RefSeq and is a predicted model, not a curated record. Gene Ontology annotation, biological process: Notch signaling pathway; protein ubiquitination. The transcript is spliced from 5 exons. Bases 41 to 1390 code for a protein of 449 amino acids.